ACGCAAAAGAGUUCCACAAUUGGCAAUCGGCAAUGUGUGUGUGUUGACCGCUUGUUGGCCUGCCUGUGUUACUGUGUCAAAUACUGUGUUUAUAAUACUAUAGUGGUCGUGUUACAGACUGGAAGGGUAGAAAACAAACUGCAAGCAGUUAAAAGGGACUUUUAUUUACUCUGGAUACAGGCUCUGGUCGUCAGAAAGUUUCACAAUGCAAGCAGCAAGAAAACUUGGAACUUGUACAUUGUUUGCUGCCUCAAAUUAUUGCCGGAGGUUAGUAGAAAGGAGCACCCUUCUCAAUUCAAGAUGCUGUUUGGUUCAGAUGAUGUCUUCAAGUUACACCACAGCAGCAGAUGUCAUCCCUCCUCCUCCUUCUGACAUCGUCUCUAAGCAGUACUCGCCAAAAAUAGAACAGCUAGUUACAGAUAUCAGUCAGCUCACUUUACUGGAAGUUGCUGAUUUGAAUGAACUGUUGAAGAAAACAUUAAACAUUCAGGAUGCCCCUAUGAUGGCAAUGGGUGCAAUGCCUGCAGUUGCAGCAAAGGAGGAAGAUGAAGAGGAAGCCGCCCCAAAACGUGAAAAGAUGAGUUUCACUGUGAAGCUUACUAAAUUUGAUGCUGGCAAAAAAGUGGCACUCAUCAAAGAAAUCAAAAGUGUGGUUGAAGGCCUCAAUUUAGUGCAGGCCAAAAAGUUUGUGGAAUCAGUUCCCCAAGUUGUCAGGGCUGACAUUCCCAAGGAGGAAGCAGAGAAGUUGAAAGAGGCCCUCACAGCAGUUGGAGCUGAAGUAGAAAUUGAAUAAACUUUACUUGUGAUAUGUUUUUAAAAGUUAUUUUAGUCAUUUGUCUGUUUUUUUGUUUAUGUUCAUCAUUACGAAUUAUAUGCAUUUCAUAGACUACCAGAAUGAAUGAGCCCAACAAUAAAAAGGCUUUCCAUUUCCCACA
Messenger RNA from Aplysia californica (California sea hare), 935 nucleotides. Its product is annotated as 39S ribosomal protein L12, mitochondrial. The transcript has 5 exons. Bases 206 to 793 code for a protein of 195 amino acids. Gene Ontology annotation, biological process: mitochondrial transcription; translation. NCBI's taxonomy places the organism in Eukaryota, Metazoa, Mollusca, Gastropoda, Aplysiida, Aplysiidae. Gene Ontology annotation, cellular component: ribosome; mitochondrial large ribosomal subunit. The record is from RefSeq and is a predicted model, not a curated record. Gene Ontology annotation, molecular function: structural constituent of ribosome.